Messenger RNA from Staurois parvus, 387 nucleotides. Lineage: Eukaryota; Metazoa; Chordata; Amphibia; Anura; Ranidae. The record is from the annotation of a GenBank genome assembly.
GAAUCCUUCACUGGGCGCUCAAAGAGCUGUGAUGUUGGCAAUACAGAAGAUUCCCCAUAUUCUUUAUCUCCCAUCUACCAUGAUACCUUUGAAAGCGAGAACAAAGACUGUGAAUCUGAAACAAAGUGCUCUAGUGAUCUGAACAUGAAUAAAGGAAAGAGCACCUCAGUAAUUGAACAGUCUCUAGCAAAUAUGCACCUCUCUCCUUGGGAGACGUGGUUGCUAAACAAAGAAAAACAAUGUCGUAUUGAGCUGCAGAAAAAAGUGUCUGAGGAGAUGAAGCAAGAAGAGGAAAAGAGAAAAGCUCAUGAGAAAAAAGAACUGCAAAAACGACUGGCAGAAGAACAGCACAAGGAAUGGGUGCUGAGAAAACAAGAGCAGGUAAAA